AACAAACUGACGACGACGUUAAAAGCGAGUCACUGACUCAGAAUCGAAUCGGUCUUUCUGGUUACCCCUCACAAAUGACGUCAAUUUUGGGUUCUAGUUCUACCCCUUUAUCUCGAUUUCUCCCAAAACCAAUAUUCAAUCGCACCAACCUCUUCCCUUUAUCGAAAUCAACUCGACAUUCGUUCACGAAAAUCGUCAAUUUUGGCGGAUUAGGGCUUGAAUCUGGUAGCCGGGUUUCAUAUCGAAGCAAGAGAGGGUUUAGAGGAGGAAUUCUGGCUAUGGCGGAUUCCGGUCCCGUUCAGAAAUCAGAGGAUGAGUGGCGUGCAGUUCUAUCUCCUGAACAGUUUCGUAUCUUGAGACAAAAAGGAACCGAGUAUCCAGGAACAGGUCAAUAUAAUCAUUUUUAUGAAGAGGGAGUGUACACUUGUGCAGGAUGCAACACUCCUCUUUACAAAUCAACCACAAAGUUUAACUCCGGUUGUGGGUGGCCGGCGUUCUAUGAAGGUCUUCCCGGAGCUAUAAACCGCCAUGCUGAUCCAGAUGGAAUGAGGGUGGAGAUCACGUGCGCAGCAUGUGGAGGGCAUCUUGGGCAUGUAUUCAAAGGUGAAGGUUUUCGUACACCAACAGAUGAACGCCAUUGUAUCAUAAGUCCAUCGGAGAAGAGGGAGAUUCAGAUCGGAGAACCAGGUUCAGAUCGAACACAGAUCGUCUCCAUCGACGGCUCUCCUCUGCGUGUUCAACCUGUUUCCCACCCUGUACAGCCUCCUCCUAAAACCACCAAUCGAACUCCAACUGUGGUGGCGACACACAACGGAAGAAGAGAUUAUUGUGGUGGUGAUGCUCGAUCUGAAACCCCAAAGUGA
This is a messenger RNA of Lactuca virosa, 863 nucleotides long. Lineage: Eukaryota; Viridiplantae; Streptophyta; Magnoliopsida; Asterales; Asteraceae. The record is from the annotation of a GenBank genome assembly.